CAUGGCGGGUUGUCAAGCUCCCCACCCCUGCCGCUCCCAGUUAAAAGACACAUGAGCAUCGCGCUAUAGAAUGGACGAAUCCAUUUUUGGGGGUUCUUGCUCCUAACUACCAGCAUGCCAGCUCUGGACACGUUCUGUGACUGCGUGAGAUGCGGCACCGUCCUUUGUCGUCAUUGUCAUUACAAGUCAUCAAGUUGCCUGCCCGCAAUGUUUGCUUGUCGUUGAGGAAGAAAAACAAAAACAAAAUGACUCUUAUAGUCUCAGAGGACGCUUAACAAGAAAUGAGUCCGAAACAGCCCCCGAAGCAGCCAGACGAAGAAGGCAUCUUGGGUGAGAAACCUUCACUGAAGGAUUACGCUGAGAGCCUCUACGGCAGACCCCGAACACCGGCCGCUAGCUCGACAGGGUACAAUAAGCCAAGAGAGAGCGCCUACACUGGCGCGAAAGAAGAGCGCCCUCGUCCCCGUCAAGAAAGAAGCGUGAGCUACCACGACGCCGUGAAUGAAAAAUCAAACACGCAACUUAAUCUGAAAGCGAGCCAGAAAUCGGUCACAAAGUCGAGCCAAAAAUUGAACUCCAGCUCAAGCCAAAAAUUGAGGUCCAGUCCGAACUUGAACGACGGAGACGACGGGAUAGGACCGGAUGCGUUCAGUAGCGCUGUGAAUCUUCCACCAGCUGCGGUAGAGCGACCUUGCUUUGUUCGGAGAGUCACCGCGGGUUUAUCGUUUACGGAAAUUCUGGGAUACAUCAUAUUCUUCGCCUGCUUGUGGUAUGUGGCCAUCAUCUUCGCUAGCUGUCUGAAGACUCAGCUGCAAAAGGAGUUUCAGGGGUUUUUCGUUUGCAACAAACACCCCAAAAAUUAAUAUUAUAUCCUAAUCUGUAUGAAAAGAUAUACAGUAAGUUAAAAUACAAGCAUAGAGUCGAAGCAUUAGGCGUAUAUUUUUUAAUACAUACAUACUAAUUUUGUAUGUAAUCAAUAAAAGCAGAAAAUCUGCUUUGAAACAGGUAUCUUCUAAAAGACAAAUUUAAAAAACAAGUUCUUAUUUGAAGUUAAAGUUCCAAACCAAAAAUGAGUGGCACGGAGCAUUCAGCGGUACCCUACACGCGUUUGGUGAACCUCGAAGUACAUACAAGGGCGGCUUUUCACUCGCAGGAGAGCAGAAAGUUCAGCGCUGGUUCAAACAAUAACAAACGGAAGACGCAUUUCUCAGGGAGUGAGAAAAAAGUAUCCCCCGAGCGCGGCCGAUUGAUGAGGCACAAAUCGAUGGCGUUAAAGAAAGCGUCGACUAAAGAAAAAUUAAGGAUCCAGUACUCGUACACCGUUCUUCACAGUGAUUCAGACGACAGUGGUCAAUCCACUAGCCUUGGGCCGGAAGUGGAUCGCUCCACUAAGCUGGUGGACGCGUGUAACAGCCGCAAGACAUAUACUACCUCGUGUUUGUCUCCCGUCUUGGAGGAGGGGGAGGUGUCAUCACCCUCGGAGCCCGAGAAAUCACUUGAGUUUAAGAAACCACCCCUAGAGCUCAAGGAACCCAUUACUAGGUCUAAGAAACCACACCUAGAGCUUAAAGAAUCCAUUACGGAGUCUAAGAAACCACACCUAGAGCUUAAAGAAUCCAUUACGGAGUCUAAGAAACCACACCUAGAGCUUAAAGAAUCCAUUACGGAAUCUAAGAAACCACCCCUAGAGCUCAAAGGAUCCAUUACAAAGUCUAAAAAACCACCCCUAGAACUCAAAGAAUCUAUUACGGAGUCUAAAAAACAAUCAUCAGAGUUCAAUGCAUUUUUAAAAGAGUCUAAGAGUUCGCCCCAAAAGUCGACUGAUUGUCUUGCUCUAGUUAACGACUCACCACCGCGUAUCAGCCCCUCCCCCAGUUCAUCACAGGAAGACGCUACGCCCGAGGGUUCUCAAGAUUUCACCGUCCAGGCGGAAAACUCCGACCCCAGCCUCCAGGAUUCAGACGGGAGUGUCCUGUCAAUGUCCCGAACCCUCAUCCCAGAAGAACGCACCGACAGCGUUAAACAGGAACGAACCUUCCUCGCAGAAGAUCGUACCGACAGCGUUAAGCAGGACACGCAAAGCUUUCGCGUGUCUUCGGAUUACGUCAAACAACUUUGCGCCCAGCCUCCCCUAGCAGAGACUUCGGUGUCGACGAGUUUCGACGAGAUUUUCAUCCACCCAGUCAACGCGCCCAAGUCUCAAGAAUCCAUCACCGACGCCAUGACAUCAAGCUGGGGAUUAACCGAACAGGAAAACAGACCCAAAAAAUUCGCGUCCAGAGUUCGCGUUAUGCUCAAACCGGAAGACAUUGAAUUUUUCGACAAGUACAUUAAACCCUUACGCGCCUGCUGCCUUUCUGCUUCGUAUACAGACUGGCUAAAAGGUACAACAGAGACCAAACACCCGUUCUUAACCGCCAAUGAUUUGUAUAUAGACGUGAGUGAAAUUGAAAAGUUUGAAACAGAUACACGCAGAUUUCUAUCAAGACAUGUAAGUAAUAUUCCCGAGGAAGAAGAAGAAUCGGUGCGUAUUGAUACUUUGAAAGACUUGACCUUAAUCAGCAAAGAUGCAAGCGACAGCGAUCUUAGUUCGUUGUCCGAUUCGGAUAAAACAAACGAGAGAUUGGAUUUCAACGGAGCAUCUCCUUUAGAAUCAUCUGCACCUUCCAUGUCAUAUAAACCAGGCUUCCACGAACUAAACUCUCUGAAAAACGUGACCUUGAUUAGCAAAGAACUAAGCGAUAGCGAUCAAGACUCGUUAUCCGGGUCGGUUAAAACACAAGGGACAGUCAAAUUUAACGAGACAACUUCCGCAGAAGGCUCCCACAUGCCAGUUAUAAAAACAAGCCCUAAUAAAUUCCAGUUCAGUCAAAUGAAAUCCCUCAAAGACUCGGUUCUAAGCAGUAAGGAGUUGAGCGACACCGACUCCUCCGAAUCCAUCCAACAACGCGGGAUAUUAAAAUUUCAAGAAACGACGUACGCUGAAGCGUCAGAGCAAGCUGUUGCAAGUAGUAAUCCUAAUAUUUUAUUCAAAACAAACUUCAAUAAGUUGAGAUCUCGUCUCUCGCGGGAUAGAGCGAUACCGGAAGAAAACAGCGAGCGAGAGAUCGACUGCUCAUGCAAUCGACUGGAUGAGAUGAGUCUCUCGCAGGAUGAGUGGAUAGUGGCGACCCCUCCCUUGUAUGGGUGGGAGGACACAUAUGAUGAAGAGAGCCCGGUAGUCGAGAGGUCGAGGGAGGAUUUAUGGCGCAGUGUGUUGACACACGCCAAAAAAUCGGCCAACACCGCUGCUAAGUGUAUCGGCACGGUUGGGGAUGCGUUUGGUUGGUGGAGCGUAGUUCAACACAUGCACAGUUACUUAAAAUGUAUAGAGGAUAAAGACAAUUUGGUUCCUACCGAUGAGGACGACGGAUACGGUUUCUUGGAGAUAGAUAAUGACAAUGAUGACAAAGCUUAAACAACAUUUGGGAAAUAGUACAAUUCUACGUCGACAAUGCAAAAAAUAAAU
Physella acuta is the source of this 3508-nucleotide messenger RNA. Its product is annotated as fap1 adhesin. Lineage: Eukaryota; Metazoa; Mollusca; Gastropoda; Physidae. The record is from RefSeq and is a predicted model, not a curated record.